This is a messenger RNA of Oncorhynchus mykiss (rainbow trout), 2862 nucleotides long. RefSeq names its product zinc finger protein 276 (gene znf276). Gene Ontology annotation, molecular function: zinc ion binding. The record is from RefSeq and is a predicted model, not a curated record. Gene Ontology annotation, cellular component: nucleus. Lineage: Eukaryota; Metazoa; Chordata; Actinopteri; Salmoniformes; Salmonidae.
GUGAAAUAUCUGUCUUAUUGUUCUAUCUGCGUUAUUAUUAUUAUUUUUGACUACUUCCGGGUUUCAAUAGAAACCGCUUCCUGUUCGUGCUUUACGAUAGUCGAUUUAACAGUAACACAAUAUGUAUAUUUUACUAAACCACCAACCAACUAAAUGUUAAAACUACAAAUGACUGCUAGAAUUUGAGGCGAAUUGUGUUCUCCUCAUUGGAAGUCGCAGCUGCAGGUUUCAAAUCAACUUUGGGUUUUAAACAGCUAUACUGAUAACAGCGCUCCCCAUGUAAGACUCAAGUUACUUUGAAAGCUACUGCCACAUUAUAUUGACAGGACUUGUCUUAAGGACUCUGUGUAAUGAAGAAGCGAGGGAGACGAGCGCGGCUAACCGAUGUGGCAGCAGGACAGAGAAGCCAGACCCAGUCAGUGGCUGGGGUCAAGAAACCUGCUGGGCGACGAGAAAGACCAAAGAAUGCUGUGAAAACAACUCCACCAUCAGUUGCAUGUGAUGGAGGUUUCGAGGAUGUUGGUCCAAGUGACAGAUCUGCAAGAUUACAAUUGAGCACAACCGUGUCAGUUGUGGAGAUAGAAGGGGAGGAGCAUCCAGAGAAUAGAUCAAAGAAAUCAGGUAUGGCCAGACUCAGCACUGCAUUCUGUCGACUCUGUCAUGGAAAGUUCUCACCUCGGAGGCUGCGGCAUGCCUUUGACAAGUGGCCAGGAGAGCUGGCGGGGGUCCCUGACCAGACAGAGCCAGCCCAGUCGCCCCUGCUUUUCUACACAGACUUUCAGCGCCUAGUGGGAGUGCCACUGAACCGUGACCCACGUCUCUCACAAUUUGUCUGCAAGAACUGCCACACAAAAUUCUACAAGUGCCACACUAUCCUGCUCACAUUUCUGCAGAGGGUAAACCUCUUGCCAUCUGUGAAUGUGCCCACCAGAGACAGGAAAAGUUCAGAGUGCUCUCAAUCAACAGUGCGUCCCAGCUUGUUGUCCAUCCCAACCAUCCCCUCCGAUCCCAAGUGUCUCCACAGCCUGGUGUCCUGGGCCCACCACCAUGCAGGAGACUGCCGCUCCUGCCCUGACCUGAAAGAAGUGCUGGAGGGGCAGUGCUGGGGCUCAGUAAGGGCUGUCUGGGAGUGUGUGGCUGGACAUAGUUACAUGAUGGACACACAGACCAGAGCAAAUCCUGGACACACUGGGUGUGAUCCCCUACUGGAAGCUGAGGAGCAGCCCAGAGGGAACCGAAACCCUGUCAACACCACCAUGCCCCUGGCCAGUCCAGGUGCUACCCCACAGACUCCGAGUUCCAUCAACACUGAUGCUACUACCACUAGUGUAGAUGAAUUUCUCUUUGCUAAGGCGACACCCUGCCCUGCACCUGCCCCACUCGUGGACAGGACAGGUGAUAUUGACCUAUAUGACCGGAACAUGUCCAGUGAGGAUGAGUUGGAAGAUAAAAGGAAAAGUGGAUCCUCUGAUGAAUUAUUUGAACCAUACCCAGAAAAGAAAGUUGCCUCCCCGAAGAAGAGAACCAGAAGAAAAGAAGCAAAAACUCCCAAGGAGCCUAAAGUCAGAAAGAAGCCAGGACCCAAGCCUGGCUGGAAGAAGCCAAUCAAGUCAGAAAGAGAGGAGCUGCCCAAUAUCUACAAAUGUCCAUACCAAGGCUGCUCAGCUGUGUACCGAGGAGCAGACGGCAUGAAGAAACACAUUAAGGAACACCAUGAAGAGAUCCGUGAGCGACCCUGCCCUCACCCUGGCUGCAACAAGGUCUUCAUGAUUGACCGCUACCUGCAGCGACACGUGAAACUAAUCCACACAGAGGUGAGGAACUACAUCUGUGACCAGUGUGGUCAGACCUUCAAGCAGAGGAAGCACCUGUCUGUGCACCAGAUGCGCCACUCAGGGGUCAAGCCACUACAGUGCGAAGUGUGUGGUUUCCAGUGCCGCCAGAGAGCAUCGCUAAAGUACCACAUGACUAAACACAAGGCAGAAGCUGAUCUGGAAUUUGCAUGCAAACUGUGUGGAAAGCGCUUUGAGAAGGCCCACAACCUCAACGUCCACAUGUCCAUGGUGCAUCCCCUCACACUAGCAGCUGCUGGAGGAAACAUCGACAGCCCCUCCAACCCUGCUAUCACCAACAUAGAGACCAUCACAGAGACUGGGGCACUGAACCCUUACAGCAGUUGACCGACCUGAUUAGGCCUGUGACCCUCAAGGAGAUAUAACAACCAGAAAGUCUAACAGGGCUAGGGAACUAGAUUCAGCUGCGGGACGAUUUCUGUCAGAGAGCCAGUACAUAAUUAUAACUUUGUACAACUGCAAAUGGACCACAACUAAGGCAAAAAAAUCACUUGCGGGAUGUUUAGGCCUGCCAGCCGCCUGUUGCUGACCCCUGGUCUAUAAGGAGUCUGGUGUAAAAUGGUCAUGGCUAAUGUGACUAAUUAACUUGAGGUAGAGAAUAAGGUUAAUAAGUUAUACAUGCACUAUGUAUAGAUGACAGUACGUCUAAAAUGAGCACAGCUAGCGGAUCCUCUUUCAAAGCCAGGUAAGCUGUGUGAUACUUAUUUUAGUGUUGUACUGCUCUAUAAUUAUAUCCUUAAGGCAACAUUAUCAUGUAGCUAGCCAAGUAUAUUCUUCAUGGGAGAACAAAGAUCAAGUUUUCAAACUCCCCCAUACAUACAUUGUUCAUGAAGGAAGGCAAGUUGUCAUGAUUCAAGGAAGCCACGGGUGUGCCUGUAGCCCCAUAUAUUUCUCUCACACACACACAGUCCAUUCUGAAAGUAUUCAGACCCCUUCUCCACAUUUUGUUACUUUACAGCCUUAUUCUAAAAUGUAUUAAAUAAAUACAAAUCCUCAAUCUACACACAAU